UUUAGGAUGAGACGAAAGCGGAAGACAUGUUUUCUGUUUACCACGGUUUCCAUUAGAUUCUAUAGCCACUAAAUCAGAUUCUAAUGUCAGUCAGACGUUACAGAAACAUCGUCAAAUUGGAGACAAAACCCAUGUUGAUGACUUAAUUUAAGGUUUAGAUUUAGCAUCAGAUUAACAAUAUUAUUAUUUAGGCGGGGUUUACUGCUGUAGUUAUAGAUGAUAACGACCGUUACACCUCAGAGACAAGCUGGAGCAGAUACAUUAUAUAAUUUUGGGAUUGCGUCCAAAGCGCUAACAAAGUAAUUAUUGGUGGGGAAUUGAAUACCAAGAUGCACCAUUCCAUUGUCCCAGACAAUUCUCAACCAGCCCUCCCACGAUGCACCACUUGCUGCAGAUUGUUCCACUGUCCACUUUGUCCUUACUUUCUGCCGACCGCCCUCUCAAGAUUAAAGCGUCACAUAGAUGUGCAUCUUAAAAAUGCAUUGUCCUUCAGAGGUAAAAAGAUUUGCAAAUGCCAUUUAGACUGCAGGCCAGAUGGCCAUUUUCACUGCCCCCAGUGUGAGAAGACUAUCAUUAGGAAAGAUACGAUGGCACACCACCUACUGUCGUGUGAAAAAGCUCCUGUUACCUCAUCCGAACUGGCCUCUGUUCACGCUGAAUCAUGCAACAACUCUGCAUCAUCCAACAAAUCAGUAUUGUCUAUACCUGCUACAUCCCUCUGUCCAAGCGUGAUCAGUAAAAAUUAUUUGGUACUGGAAAUGGAGCCUGAUAGAGACCCUGAGUGUAGAAAAUUAACAAACAAUUCCAAACAUUUCAUCAAUAUCGGAGAAGCUUUUUCCAGAUGGAGGGACUUCAAGGAGAGGAAAUCUUUGUCCACAGAUGCUGAAGUGGCUAUUUUCUUGCUUGAUGUUUCACAGGAGGUCCUGUCCUCACAGGAGAACAAGGGAACAUCCAGAGUAAGUGAACAGCUGGAGAACUGCGCUGAUCCAGGUCCCUCUAACGAGGGGAAAGUAUUCUACAUAGAGCAUGAAGAAUCUGACUGCCAGAGCUCUCAGAUGGACAGAGAAAUAGACCAGAAACAUUCAGCUUCCACUGGGAUUGCAGGGGUGUUGGGUUUGUGUGAGGUAGAGGCUGGCGGUUUGUGUGAGGUAGAGGCUGGCGGUUUGUGUGAGGUAGAGGCUGGCGGUUUGUGUGAGGUAGAGGCUGGCGGUUUGUGUGAGGUAGAGGGCGUAGAGAAAGCAAUGUUUAAAGCAGAGGGACCGAUGGAAUAUGCCUCAGAGUUUGACCGAGAGGAAGAGGAAACGGACCACCCAGGGGGGGGGGCACCUUGGCAGAAGCCUACAGGAGGGAUUCGUUUGGACAUCCCUGUGGAAGACGGCCAUGGAUCGUCUCCACCAUCUUCCCAGACAGACCAGCAGGGGUUAGUCGCUGGUCCCAGAGAACCAGGCAGCACCCAGCAGAAACCUCCCAUGAUCCUUUGUCCGGAAUGCGGUAUCCUGUACUCCACCCGGCUGCAGGAUUACCGACGGUGUGAACACAACUUCACAGUCUGCUGCCAAGAAUGUGGCAAGCUCUUCGUGAGCGAGUCUGGCCUCAUGCUGCACCAGAAGCUUCACAGCCAGGACUACUCAUUCCCUUGUAAGUUCUGCCUCCAGCCCUUCACGACGCGGCUGGACAAGCUGACUCAUGAGAAGGGCCACAGGUUCAAAGAGAAGGAGCCCCCCUACAGCUGCUCAGAGUGCACGCUCAAGUUUCACAACAUCCUUGUUCGGAGCCGUCACCUCAAAGAGCACAGGUCCAAGAGGCACAUCUGUCACGUGUGUUACAAGGAAUUCAACCAAGGUCGCCUUCUGGAGAGGCACGCGUGGACGCACAGUGACGUCAAGCCCUUCAAGUGCCAGGUGUGCCAGCGUUCCUUUGCUCAGGCCAGCAGGCUGAAGUCACAUGUGCGUGUCCACACUGGGAGGAGACCAUUUCAAUGUCGGCACUGUCACAAGAGCUUCAGCUACAACUUCAGCCUCAAGAACCACAUCCAACGGUACCACGGCCCAGACUCUGUGGUGCCGCCUGACGGAUUAGACAGGUUUAGGUUCUGGACAGAGUGCAGGGCUGGGCUGGGGGGGGGCGUAGUGAGACAGAGGAAACCUCUUCAACAGGUGGAGCUGGCAUUCCGGACGGCAUGGCCAGAAGCAGAUAGAGAGGAUGGUCAGCAGUGGAAAAAGAAGUGUCUCUCCAGUGAUGAACCCCUUGCGAAAGAGCACCAUUCCAUUGUUCCGGAUAAUUCUCAACCGUCACUCCCAAGAUGCACCACUUGCUGCAAAUUGUUCCACUGUCCACUUUGUCUUCAGUUUAAACCGACUGCUCUCUCAAGAUUAAAGCGUCAUAUAAAUGUGCAUUUAAAAAAUGCAUUGUCUUUCAAAGGUAAGAAGAUUUGCAAAUGCAAUUUGCUCUGUAGGACAGUUGGACAUUUUCAUUGCCCCAAGUGUAAGAGAACUAUUAUCAGGAAGAAUACCAUGGCACGCCACUUACUGACAUGUCAAGACGCCUCAGCUGAUGUUACCUCAUCUGAACUGGCCUCCAUCCCACACCACGAUGCCUGGAAAGAAGGGGCAUUCCUUGACUGUUAGGAAACGCCCCCUGGACAGUUCAGGAUGCUGCAGUCAGACCAAAUAGCUUAAAAUCGAUGUCUCUGUUCAUAAUUAUACAUGUUAUUAAACAAAGAAUAUAAGUUAUUGUAUAAGAAAAACACUUUAAUUUUUACACAGUUCUGAUGAGAGGCAUUAGCUGUGGAUCUGUAUAUUUUGGAAUUAAGCAUCACAUUAAAGAUCCAGAAGCUUCUGUGUGAGUUUCUCCAAUCCAGGCAGCUGGGGAAUCCCAAGUAUGAACUGUAUUAGCUGAAUGCUAUGGUAACACACGGCAAUACAUUCCUAUUGAAAGGCCUUGACAAUAGAAGACCUGAGUCAGGAUGUCUUACCACAUCCCACCAGUGGGGGCACUGCACCACUGUCAACUUUAAUCCUGUUACGUUGCUGGCAAGUUCUCGAAUAAGUGAUAGAUCUGCAUUCUGAUUAGUGAUUUAAGUGGGAAAUGUAAAUGCAUUUGAGCCUGUUUGCACAUUUUCCCUAGCUUACAUUCCACUCCCUUUACUCCAUUAGAAGUUGUAUUAUGUUUACUGAAUAGGUUGGUGCUGGAGACUCAGUGUAUUUCACGGCUGUUGUGGCAUUACUGUGCAUUGCUGCUUGUAAUGGCAGAAGAGGUGGAGAUGAAAUAAAGUAUUUGCAUCCAUCAUAAGGUUUGAUCCAAACCGCUCCAAACUACAACUUUCAGAGUUUGCCGGCAUAAAUACUUCUGAAAUCAUCAAGUCAAACAAGAAGCCUGUUUUCCAAAUGCACAUGCUCAUGAUGUCGGCAGCAGAGUGGAGC
Esox lucius (northern pike) is the source of this 3422-nucleotide messenger RNA. RefSeq names its product zinc finger protein 16. Bases 330 to 2627 code for a protein of 765 amino acids. Gene Ontology annotation, cellular component: nucleus. The transcript is spliced from 5 exons. Gene Ontology annotation, biological process: regulation of transcription by RNA polymerase II. Lineage: Eukaryota; Metazoa; Chordata; Actinopteri; Esociformes; Esocidae. Gene Ontology annotation, molecular function: RNA polymerase II transcription regulatory region sequence-specific DNA binding; DNA-binding transcription factor activity, RNA polymerase II-specific. The record is from RefSeq and is a predicted model, not a curated record.